AUGUCAGACAUGGUCCCCCUGGAAGAGAGGUACAAGGCCAGCAUGGUCCUGAGUGGAGCAGGAGAUGCCCUGGGCUACAACCAUGGUAACUGGGAGUUUGAAAAGGAUGGAGCGUUCAUCCAUGAGGAAGUGCAGAAGAGAGGAGGUCUAGAGAAGCUGGAUGCCAUAGACUUCCCUGUUAGUGAUGACACCAUCAUGCAUCUGGCUACAGCUGAGGCUCUGGUCAAGUUAGGGUUUGGGGAAGGGGCGUCCCUCCCUGUGCUGUAUCAAGCCAUGGUGUAG
This is a messenger RNA of Coregonus sp. 'balchen', 282 nucleotides long. Lineage: Eukaryota; Metazoa; Chordata; Actinopteri; Salmoniformes; Salmonidae. The record is from the annotation of a GenBank genome assembly.